Messenger RNA from Monodelphis domestica (gray short-tailed opossum), 5039 nucleotides. RefSeq names its product SPG7 matrix AAA peptidase subunit, paraplegin (gene SPG7). Gene Ontology annotation, cellular component: membrane; m-AAA complex. Lineage: Eukaryota; Metazoa; Chordata; Mammalia; Didelphimorphia; Didelphidae. The record is from RefSeq and is a predicted model, not a curated record. Gene Ontology annotation, biological process: mitochondrial protein processing. Gene Ontology annotation, molecular function: zinc ion binding; ATP hydrolysis activity; metalloendopeptidase activity.
CAGCACCCCGGAUCCUCCGCAGACCUCGUCUCCACCCCUUCACGCCUGCUUCGUUCUGUCCGAGAGGCGCCCUGUGCGCAGGCGCCGCUCUCAGACGGAUCAUGGCGGCGGCGCUCCUGCUUCUUUUCUCGGUCCGCCGCAGGCCGGGCCGCUGGAGGCUCCACGCUGCGAGAUCCAGCUGGAACCUCAGGCCCGUCGCUGCCGCUGCCAUCGGGCUCGGGGAAAGGCAGUUCUACUGCUCCCCGGGGGAUCCUGCUGGGACUGGCGGCCGAGUCCUACAGAGUUUACUUUUGAGGACAUUGUCUCCUACUUUUCAAGGAAUCAGAGGAUUAUUAUUGAAACAACAUCUAAUUCAGAAUCCAGUCAGACUAUGGAAACUUUUAGGUGGUAUUUCUUAUUUUAGUACCUCCAAGAUGAAGCAAAAAAAUAAGGAGAAAGAAAAAUCCAAGAAAAAAAUACCAGAAGAUGAUGAAGAGGAAAAGAAACGGAAAGAACGGGAAGAUCAGAUGUAUCGUGAACGAUUACGGACCUUAUUUGUCAUUGCUAUUGUCAUGAGCGUGCUGAACUCUCUAAACAUUAGUGUGGCUAGCAUUUCCUGGAACGACUUUGUGAAUGAGAUGCUGGCAAAGGGGGAAGUGCAGCGGGUCCAGGUGGUGCCAGAAAGCGAUGUAGUGGAAAUCUAUCUGCACCCAGGAGCUGUUGUAUUUGGCCGACCUCGUUUUACCUUGAUGUACCGAAUGCAGGUUGCAAAUAUUGACAAGUUUGAAGAAAAGCUGCGAGCGGCUGAAGAUGAACUGAACAUUGAAGUCAAAGACAGGAUUCCAGUGUCCUACAAACGAACAGGCUUCUUUGGAAAUGCACUUUAUGCCAUAGGAAUGACAGCUGUGGGUGUGGCCAUAUUAUGGUGCAUUUUCCGUCUUGCUGGGAUGACAGGAAGGGAAGGAGGAUUCAGUGCUUUUAAUCAACUGAAAAUGGCUCGCUUUACCAUUGUCGAUGGAAAGCUUGGGAAAGGGAUCAGCUUCAAAGAUGUAGCAGGAAUGCAUGAAGCCAAAUUAGAAGUCAAGGAGUUUGUGGAUUAUCUAAAGAGUCCAGAGCGCUUCCUUCAGCUGGGUGCCAAAGUCCCAAAGGGUGCUUUGUUACUUGGACCUCCAGGUUGUGGAAAAACUUUGUUGGCAAAGGCAGUAGCUACAGAAGCCCAAGUGCCCUUCUUGGCGAUGGCUGGCUCAGAGUUUGUGGAAGUGAUAGGAGGUCUUGGAGCUGCUCGAGUCCGAAGUCUGUUCCGAGAAGCCCAGAACCGGGCCCCAUGUAUUGUGUAUAUUGAUGAAAUUGAUGCUGUGGGGAAGAAACGAUCCACUAGCAUGUCUGGCUUUUCUAAUACUGAGGAAGAACAGACUUUAAACCAGCUUCUGGUGGAAAUGGAUGGAAUGGGAACCACAGAUCAUGUCAUAGUUUUGGCUUCUACCAAUCGAGCUGAUAUUUUGGAUAAUGCGUUGAUGAGACCAGGGAGACUGGACCGACAUAUUUUUAUUGAUCUUCCUACACUUCAGGAAAGAAGGGAAAUAUUUGAACAGCAUCUGAAGAGUCUGAAGCUGUCCCAGACUAGUAGUUUUUAUUCCCAACGCCUAGCAGAGCUCACGCCUGGGUUUAGCGGAGCUGAUAUUGCAAAUAUAUGUAAUGAAGCUGCUCUGCAUGCUGCAAGAGAAGGACACAAAUCAAUAGAUACAUUUAAUUUUGAAUAUGCUGUGGAGCGAGUAAUUGCAGGUACUGCCAAAAAAAGCAAGAUUCUGUCCAAGGAGGAGCAGAGGAUUGUGGCAUUUCACGAGUCUGGCCAUGCUUUGGUUGGCUGGUUGCUGGAACACACUGAGGCAGUGAUGAAGAUCUCCAUAGCACCACGGACAAAUGCUGCCCUGGGAUUUUCUCAGAUUCUCCCUAAAGACCAGUAUCUCUUUACUAAGGAGCAGCUAUUUGAGCGGAUGUGCAUGGCUUUGGGAGGCCGAGUGUCUGAAGCCAUUUCUUUUAAUAAGGUUACUUCAGGGGCACAGGAUGAUCUUAGGAAAGUCACAAAAAUAGCCUAUUCCAUGGUGAAACAGUUUGGGAUGGUGCCUAGUGUUGGCCUUGUUUCCUUCCCUGAACAGCAGGAAAGCACAGCAGGCAUAGGACGAAGACCCUUCAGCCAAGGGCUUCAACAAAUGAUGGAUCAGGAAGCAAGACUGCUAGUAGCUAAAGCAUACAGGCACACAGAGAAGGUUCUCCAGGAAAACCAAGUCAAACUGCACUCGUUGGCUAAUGCCUUGUUGGAGAAGGAAGUGAUAAACUAUGAGGACAUUGAGGCCUUGAUUGGUCCACCUCCCCAUGGGCCUAAAAAAAUGAUCACUCCGCAGAAAUGGAUUGAUGCAGAGAGAGAGAAACAAGGCACGGAGGAGGAGGAAGAGCCACCCCAACGACGACACCCCCGAGAAGAGGACUUGGAUGAGGAAGAAUCAUCCCAGCAAAAAUAAUCUGAAUUCCCUUCUCAAAGAGUUAGAAAAGGAGUCCACAUUUCCUCUAGAAAACAAACAUCCCAUUCAGUUGACCUUUUAGUUUCAUUUAAAAUAGGAUCUGCAGUUCUUAUGUCCAAACAUCAGUCUGAAAUCCAUUGAAAGCAAUCUGAAAUUGCACAAAUUAUUCUAGGCAGCCUCCCCCAGGUGCAGGUCUGAGCUAUAUUCACUCAUUAACCACUAGUAAAUCCCUUUGCAGAGAAUUUGGGAUUUUUUAUAUCUUUUCCCCUACGGGGAUAUUCACUAUUACAGAUAACAGGUGUUGCAUAUGACCUGGUAUCCAGAGACUUAGAAACAUUCUUAUUGAGAACAUAUAGCAAUGCUGACCUAUUGUCCAUGAAGACCCAGGGUUGUAUUUCUUAAAAAUCCCAUGUCUGCCUGACAGUUUCUUGGGUCCUGUGACUUUAUCAGAAUAAAUAAUGAAAUGCUCAAGAAAGGACUCUAUAGCUACACUGAUCUGAUAAUUAUUACAUCCUCUUAACUGUGAGUUCUCUUAGUAUGUCAUCUAGUAAAUGAGCUUAUAUUAUUUCAGGAAAUGAAAGAAAGCAAAUUUAUGGGAUUAAAAUAUCUUUACCUGAUGCUCUUUAAAUGGAUACAAUCUUUAUAGACGUGUUCUUAAUGAUUCAUUCUCAAAGUAUCUAUGCCACCUUGCUUUUUCUACCUGGAAGAUCUGUUAUAACGUUUGAUUAAUAAAUUUUGCAGGAUGACAUCCACCUCAGCACAAUUUAACUAGACCUCAUUGAGGGGAGUAGUUGGGCUUAUAUAUCUAUUUAAUUUUUUGAUAAUAGUUUGUACAUUCUACCAUUGGAAUAACUCAAGUGAAAAGCCUGUUUUGUAGGCACUAUGGAUGCAAAUAAUUUUUAAUCUCUCAUUUAGUGAAUCCAUCAUUUACUGCCUGGGAGAGUCAUUUUCAUUAAUGGAUAAAGAUGCUUUUUGUUUCACUUCAUCCCUGGUACAUGGAAGGAAACAACUAUAUAAGAAUAUUUCUCAGAUGUGUUCACCUGAGAUUUUUCUCCAUCCCACAAUUUUCUCUGCUGAAAAUUAUUUAGCGUCACUGAUUUGAAGGUACUGUCAUGAAGGAAUAGGAUUUAAUAUAUUAAAUUGCUCUUCUCAGAAUCAGUAUACAAAAAGAAAUAUCCUGUUUGUGUUAGGUAUGUGAACCCAGACAGCUAUUACAGAUACCUGUAGGGAAUAAAUUACAGGAUUGCAGUUUUCCCAGAGGGGGCACUGAAAUAGUUUUGCCAUCUUGUCUUCUGGCCUAAUCCCCAAUUAAGACAAUUUAAUAUUUAUCAAGGACUCUUUUAUCCUCAGACCACAUUUUGCUAGCUCCAGGACUUCAUGAUAGAUUUUCAUAGCCCAGCUGACUAAUGGUACAAGCUCAGGCUAUCUUAGGCUCACAAUUGACUUUGAAAAGCAGAUAUUCUUAAACCCAGGACCUCCCAGCCCCAGAUCUACCUUUUUCCCCCCCACUGAACCUCCUAGCUGCCCCUAAUGUUUUAGAUUCCUAAAGGACAGUGUCUUAGAGUGUUUUAUUCAUUGCCAGCCCAUAAUAGUGAUAUUCAAGAGGGAAAUCUAGAGAAGCCAGUAGGCACAUGCUGAGAGAUGUAUUCUGUAUGGCCAGAGAUUCACCAAGACAAAAUUCCAGGUAGAGCAUGUCAGAGUGUAUGUAGAAGCUUCUUGAGUGGGAUUUUUUAGAUAACAAAUAGAUACACAUCUGUCCUGGAAUAGGGAAAUGAUUGAUGAUCUGUGAAAAAAAUUUAUUUAGCAAGGCCCCAAGGUAAAAUUUAUAAUAAAUUUCUCUGGUCUUUCAUCACAAAAAUUUUAUUCACCUGUGAUUUUAGGAACUAUUUCAUUGUGUGGACAAAAGGUACCUUCUCCAGGACUGACAUCUGUUUGAUGCCAGAUAGCUUCUGACUCCACCAAUAUAAACAAGUAAUUAUUUUGUUUGACUAUUGAAAAGAAAGGUUUGUAUCCAAGUCCAGAAGUUGUACAUUUUAGACUUAAGUAUUUCCGACAUAAUUUUCUUCUGCAAAUUGGUUGAUUUUUACAGUUAUGUCAUUUUUAACUAUUUGGCAACUGUUUUAAGGAUUCUCAUCUUUGCAAAAUACUACUUAGGCCAAGAAACUUGUUGCCAAUUACCUCAAUAUAUUUUUUUCCUAAUUCUUGAAUACAAAAUAUAAGAGUGUCUCUCAUCAAAACCAGUUCAACAAAAUUAUGUUGGUUGUUUUCUCUGUAAGGCACUGGGGAAAUGUUUAAAGGCAAAAUGAAAAAAAUCCCUUCCCUGCAAGAAUUAAAUUCUUUUGGGGAAAGAAACAUGGAUUAUUACAUGUUCACAAAUAUACCUCUUGUGGAGCGAGUAAUAAAGAUAGAAGGACGGAAAGCAGUUAUUGGUACUUAAAAAUUUGGAGUGGAGUAUUCUGAAAAUGUGUUGCUUUGAUAUCAUAUUCAUGUCUCUUAAACUAAUAAAACCAACAUUUUUCUUUUUUUUUUUAACUAAUAAAA